AUGGCCAAACCUAGAGUCCUCCACAUCGGCGACCCCAUAAAAUACAACCACGAUGUAUACGCGCGCUUCGCCUCACAGUUCGAGAUCAUCCGGCCGUCCACCGCCGAGCGCCAGCGCGAUGAAUUCAUCAAAGCCCUAAAGGAGAACCGCUGGGGCGAGUUCCACGCCGUCUUCCGACCAUUCUGGAACACUGGUGGCGAGAUGGGACGCUGGGAUCGAGAGCUCAUCCCUCUCCUGCCCAAGUCCGUCAAGGUUAUGGCUUCUGCUGGUGCUGGGUAUGAUUGGGCUGAUGUGGAUGUUUUUGCUGAGCAUGGAAUAACAUAUUGCAACGGCGCCGCCGCCUCCUCCGAGUCCGUGGCCGACAUGACCCUCUUCCUCGUCCUCUCCGUCUUCCGCAACCUCGCCUGGUCACACGCCGCCGCAAUCUCCCAAAACCCACGCGCAUUCCUCGACGCACACCAGAACUCACCCCUCACAGCCCGGAACCCACGCGGCCACAGCCUGGGAAUCGUCGGCCUCGGCCAGAUCGGAUACACAAUCGCCCAGAAAGUGCACACCGCGCUGGGCAUGAAGAUCCUAUACCACGACCUGUUCCGCAAGAGCGCCGAGAUCGAGAAGGGCAUCGACGCUACAUUCUACCCGGAUCUAGAUACCAUGCUCGGACACGCAGACUGCGUUGUUGUCGCGACGCCCUUUGCGGGCGAGACGCUUAUGACGGGGUCGCGGUUCGCCAAGUUCAAGCGCGGCGGGCGCUUUGUGAAUAUCGCGCGCGGGUCGUUGGUCGAUGAGGAGGCGCUGGUGGCGGCGCUGGAUAGUGGCAUUCUGGCGGGUGCUGGGCUUGAUGUCCAUGCGAGCGAGCCGAAUGUGCACCCGCGGUUGGCGGCGCAUCCGAGGGUGAUGAUGAUGAGCCAUAAUGCUGGAGGCACGGUGGAUACGCAUAUUGGGUUUGAGAGGUUGGCAAUGGAGAAUAUUGAGGGGCUUUUGGUGAGGGGGAAGGCUUUGACGCCUGUUAAUGCGCACUUGAUUAAGAGUAAGAGUGUGUUGUAG
Molecule: messenger RNA, 1047 nt
Organism: Aspergillus puulaauensis
Lineage: Eukaryota; Fungi; Ascomycota; Eurotiomycetes; Eurotiales; Aspergillaceae
Product: D-mandelate dehydrogenase-like dehydrogenase
Exons: 2
Coding region: 1-1047 (348 amino acids)
Cellular component (GO): cytosol
Molecular function (GO): NAD binding; glyoxylate reductase (NADPH) activity; hydroxypyruvate reductase [NAD(P)H] activity
Source: RefSeq, a predicted model, not a curated record